Xyrauchen texanus (razorback sucker) is the source of this 1514-nucleotide messenger RNA. RefSeq names its product calmodulin 2a (phosphorylase kinase, delta) (gene calm2a). Gene Ontology annotation, molecular function: calcium ion binding. The transcript is spliced from 6 exons. Bases 133 to 582 code for a protein of 149 amino acids. The record is from RefSeq and is a predicted model, not a curated record. NCBI's taxonomy places the organism in Eukaryota, Metazoa, Chordata, Actinopteri, Cypriniformes, Catostomidae.
GGAGAACUAGCGGUGGGAGGAGUUAGAAUGCGACCAUUAAAGGCGCGUCAAGCCCUGUUUGAUUGCAUCCUGUUUGUUUGCCAGCUUCGUACUGUAGUUACUUUGUGGAGAUACAUCUGAUUAAACAGCGCGAUGGCUGACCAGUUGACAGAAGAGCAGAUUGCCGAAUUCAAAGAGGCUUUCUCACUUUUUGACAAGGACGGCGAUGGGACCAUCACGACCAAAGAGUUGGGCACUGUCAUGCGCUCACUUGGACAAAACCCAACAGAGGCCGAGCUGCAGGACAUGAUCAAUGAAGUGGAUGCUGAUGGAAAUGGGACGAUAGACUUCCCAGAGUUCCUCACUAUGAUGGCGAGGAAGAUGAAGGACACUGACAGCGAGGAGGAGAUCAGAGAAGCGUUCCGUGUCUUUGAUAAGGAUGGCAAUGGUUACAUCAGUGCGGCUGAGUUGCGUCACGUCAUGACAAACCUUGGAGAGAAGUUGACCGACGAAGAGGUUGAUGAGAUGAUCAGAGAAGCAGACAUUGAUGGAGAUGGACAGGUUAACUACGAAGAAUUUGUACAGAUGAUGACGGCGAAAUGAAGGCCUUGUACAGAUCCUCUCUCUUCUAUAAAUAAUUUGCCUUUUUUUCUGUUUGAUUUAUCUGUAAAACGUUUAAGUCCCUUCCCCUUCCUCCCGGCUGUCCAAAGGAACUGCAUGUAAACUACAUAAGAUCUUCAGUCCUCAUGUCCCUUUCUUUUGCUGUCAUCGUGUUUUCGGAGUGGCGCUGCGGUUACACGAUCAGGUGCUUGUUGCUGCGAAGGGUGGGUUGUGAUGUGCAAAAAAUUUCUCACGUCACGUCUGUCUGCCCCCCUCAUGCGUAGCAAGAGUGGAGACCUGCCAGCUGGUUGUCUCUUGGCAGCGACGUUGGCAUGGCAACAAUGUAGAGGAGUAACUCUGCAUGGACUAUGGACAAAGUAUAUAAUAUAUAUAUGAAAUUUUCUCAGCAUUGCACUACUGCAAAAAGAAAAGAAAAAGACACUGGUGUAUCUUCAAGAUACUCGUACAUAAACUCUUUUUGUAUCUGCUGUUCUAUAACAAGAACUUGAUUGAAUCUUACAAUGCUUUUUAAUGUUUUAUUCACAUUAGUUUUUAUUUUGUAAGGCGCUUAAUGACAUGCCUCCGAUAGUCCAUUCCAAGUUGUAUAUUUGUUUUCCAAUAAAAUGUUCUAUUUACCCAUAUUGAAGGGUUUCUUUUUGUUUUGCAAAAUGGUUUUUUUUUUUUUUUAGCUCUGACGUUAAUCAUUAUGCAUCUGAGAGUGGAUUUUUAGUAGUUGUAAACCACUCCAUAUUUUCAUUAAUUGAGAUGUUUACAAUAUUUAUUGUAAUAGUUGAAAUUAUUCAUUUGUCAAUCACUAAACGAUGUGUCUUGAGUCCACUGGUUAAAUUACUGUGUGUAUUUACUGGAUUGGAUUGGGCCAAGGCCUCUGUGUUUAAAAUAAAUAAGGGGGCUCAUUAAAAUUCUCUUGAAUUACA